This is a messenger RNA of Octopus sinensis (East Asian common octopus), 2840 nucleotides long. RefSeq names its product dnaJ homolog subfamily A member 1. Lineage: Eukaryota; Metazoa; Mollusca; Cephalopoda; Octopoda; Octopodidae. Gene Ontology annotation, cellular component: cytosol; cytoplasm. Bases 249 to 1457 code for a protein of 402 amino acids. The transcript has 6 exons. Gene Ontology annotation, molecular function: Hsp70 protein binding; ATP binding. The record is from RefSeq and is a predicted model, not a curated record. Gene Ontology annotation, biological process: response to heat; protein refolding.
CAUUUCUAACCUUUUCUAGAAUCAUCUGUACUUCUCAAGAUAAUUCGCAGUCGGUGAGCAACGUAAAGCAUACAAGACAUAUUAUCAGCAUUUAUAUAUAUAUACACAUAUAUAUAUAGAGGUGUAAAGCACCUACUAUACUAUAUCAUACUUAGUGGCUGCGUUUUUUUCCUUCACGUCCAAACAACGACUUGUUGAACUUGUUACCAAGAAGAAUAAGGAAACAAAAAACGAUAUAAACAUUCAAAAUGGUGAAAGAAACGGGUUACUAUGACACACUUGGCAUUUCACCAACUGCUACUGCAGAUGAGAUUAAGAGAGCUUAUCGAAAAUUGGCACUUAAAUACCAUCCUGAUAAAAAUCCAAAUGAAGGAGAAAGAUUCAAAUUAAUCAGUCAAGCUUAUGAAGUACUAAGUGAACCCAAGAAAAGAGAAAUCUAUGAUCAAGGUGGAGAAGAAGCAAUUAAAGGGGGUGGGGCAGGGGGUAGUGGAUUUGAGUUCCAUUCUGCUAUGGACAUUUUUGAUAUGUUUUUUGGAGGACAUGGUAGACGUAGUACGCCAUCUAAAGUUAAAGACAUUGUACAUCAGCUAAAAGUUACUUUGAAAGAGUUAUACAAUGGAGCAACAAGAAAGUUAUCUAUCACUAGAGAUAUAAUAUGUGAUAAAUGUGAUGGGCGAGGUGGCAAAGAAGGUGCAGUAAUGACAUGUCAAGAAUGUAAUGGCACAGGUGUCCAAGUAUCUAUCACCCGGCUUGGUCCGGGUAUGGUACAACAAAUGCAAACCGUGUGUUCUGAAUGUGGUGGCAAAAAGGAAACAAUCAAUCCUAAACUUCGCUGCAAAACCUGCAUGGGGAAAAAGACUUAUCAAUCUAAAAAGAUAUUAGAAGUUCAUAUUGAUAAAGGUAUGAAAGAUGGUCAGACAUUUCGAUUUGCUGGUGAUGGUGAUCAAUUUCCAAAAAUGGAAGCAGGAGAUGUUAUCAUAGUUUUGGAUGAACAAGAGGAUGAACUUUUCCGUCGUAGUGGAGCUGAUCUUGAAAUGCCAAUUUCACUGACCCUUACAGAAGCCUUAUGUGGGUUUCAGAAAACUAUUCCCACUUUAGAUGAUCGUAUUUUAGUUGCAACUAGUUUACCCGGUGAGGUUGUCAAGCAUGGAGAUAUCAAGUGUGUUGUUGGUGAGGGUAUGCCUAUAUAUCGUGACCCAUUUGAAAAAGGAGUUUUGAUCAUAAAAUUUACUGUCAAAUUCCCACCAUCAAAUUUUAUUCCCUCAGACAAAUUGGUAGAACUUGAAAAACUGCUGCCUGAACGUAGACCUGUGAACAUUCCAGUUAGUGCAGAAGCAUGUGUUCUGUCAGAAUUUAAUCCAAAAGAACAACGUUAUAGGUCUCAACGCACUGAAGCUUAUGAUGAUGAUGAUGAUGAUCACAUGGGUCAAUCCCGAGUUCAGUGUGCCUCCCAUUGAUAGUUUCCACCUUUAAAAAAAAAAAAAAAGAAAAAAAAAAAAACAUUAGAUUUUUAUUCUACACCCUCCUCCUUUUUCAAUUGAUAAUGUUCAUUCAUUGUCGCUCUUUCAGCUUGAUAGAUCUUUCUGCUUAUUUUAUUCAUGCUUCCUUUUAUUUAUUAUUUUUUGGUUCUAACCAUAUAUAGAAGAUUCCAUAUAUCAUCUACAAAACUUCCAUGAAUUUUUCUUCCCUCUCUAACAUACUUAUGUUACCUUGAUCUCCAUUAAUUUAAUCCUAAACUAGAAUUUCUUGUUCAUGAAUUCUAUAAAGCUCUUGGUAUUCUGAAGAGUGUAAAAUGGAGUAACUUUGCAAUUAUGGUCUAAUCUACUUCUUUAUUGCUAGAUACAUAUAAUAUCGUGCAGACCAAGACAACCAAACAAUACUGACUUUCUUUUUGAUUAUCUAUUGGUUUUGUCUGUAUACUUUUUUGUUGUUUGAUUAUGACUGGCUUUUGAAUAAUAUCCAGACAUAUAACAUGGCUCUUCAUACAAAUGUCUUUCUAUUUAAUAGAUGUAAUAAUUAUGGAAUAAAAUUAGAUCAAACUUUUUAUUCUCCCCUCUUAAUAUUAUCGCUAUCUUUUAACCCUUUUGAUACCAACCUGCCUGGAUCCACCUAUGGGUCUCUGCUACUAAACCUGUUUGUAUUUAUAUUUAAAAAUUAAUUAGUAAAUUGUCUUCUAAAAUGCAACUUUAAUGAAAAAAUUAUUUUACUAAAUCCCUCCACAAAUUUGAUUUUCAAAAUGAACUGAAACCUAUAUAGUGUAAGAUAUACUAGGAAUAUGGUCACAAAAGGGUUAAGAUAUUCUCCUGCAUACAAAUGCAACUGCUGAGUUUGGUGCUGAACAUAUGUAUAACCUAUUAUUUUUGUAUGUUCUUACCGCCAUGUUGCUAUUAAUCUGUAGGAUUUUACCUUAUUUCCCUGCUUGCUCACAAGGUGUUUUUUCAGACUUGUCAUAGCCAUAUUCUUUACUUUAUCAAGCAUUUGGAUGUGAGAUGCUUUUGAUUGAAAAGCAAUAUCUUUGAAGCAUCUGAUGAAACUCAAGCUGAUUGCAGUGUUUGAUUGUGCAUCUAAUGAAUGACAUUUUCAACUGACAUGUUGGCAGUGAUUUGUUUACUAAUAUUUUUUUUUUUUUUUUUUUAAACCUUCAUUUUAGAAAAUGUAGGGAACCACAAGGUAAUAAAUCAUCUAUAAUGAGGAGGCUCUUCUGUAACACAUUUCAUACUAAUUCAUUGAAAUAUUUGAUUCCAAAAUUCUAUGUAUAUAGUAAAUGAAACUAAUUUGUCCUCCUAGUGUAAACAUUGUAUGGAGUUUGAAAUAAAUUCUAAAUGGCAUGUUUCCGUUUA